AUGGAGCGCGUUGGGAAUCUCCUGGUCUCACUGAGGAGCGCUUUGCUCUGGAGCAUCCUGUGGCAAUCAAUGUCCUGUUAUGAGAAGACUCAUUCACAUGCUGAGGAUGAUCUCUUCAAGAAGCUGUUUAGUGGAUACAACAAGUGGUCUCGGCCUGUGCCAAACACCACAGACGUAGUCAUCGUUAAGUUUGGCUUGUCCAUUGCCCAGCUUAUCGAUGUGGAUGAGAAAAAUCAAAUGAUGACAACCAAUGUCUGGCUGAAGCAGGAGUGGAAUGACUACAAAUUGCGUUGGAAUCCCUCUGAUUAUGACAAUGUGACGUCCAUCAGGGUGCCAUCAGAGCUUAUCUGGGUUCCAGACAUUGUGCUGUACAACAAUGCAGAUGGGGAGUUUGCGGUGACCCACAUGACCAAAGCUCACCUCUUCUACACUGGCAAAGUUCGCUGGGUUCCCCCUGCCAUCUACAAAAGCUCCUGCAGCAUUGAUGUCACCUUUUUCCCCUUUGACCAGCAGAACUGCAAAAUGAAGUUUGGCUCAUGGACAUAUGACAAAGCCAAGAUCGACUUGGAGAGCUUAGAAACCACUGUGGACCUUAAAGACUACUGGGAGAGUGGCGAGUGGGCCAUUGUCAAUGCUGUGGGAACAUACAACACCAAAAAGUAUGACUGCUGCCAUGAGAUCUACCCCGACAUCACAUACGUCUUCAUCAUCAGGCGCCUUCCUCUCUUCUACACCAUCAACUUGAUCAUCCCAUGUCUGCUGAUCUCUUGUCUGACUGUGCUUGUCUUCUACCUUCCAUCAGACUGUGGUGAGAAGAUCACACUGUGCAUUUCUGUCCUCCUUUCGCUCACCGUCUUCCUGCUGCUCAUCACAGAGAUUAUUCCUUCAACAUCACUAGUUAUACCACUAAUUGGCGAGUACCUACUCUUUACCAUGAUCUUUGUCACCUUGUCCAUUAUCAUCACCGUGUUUGUGCUGAAUGUGCACCACCGCUCACCAGGAACUCAUAAGAUGCCACACUGGGUGCAUACCAUCUUCCUUAACAUUAUCCCACGUUGGCUUUUCAUGUGCAGACCGGCUCCCUAUGGACGUCGGCGGCAGAGGCUGUUGCUCCUGAAAAGUCGAAGGUCACAAGGACUCAAGCAUCCCUCUGCAACAUGUCUGAGCACUUCCUCCAACUGGUUCAGGGAGGUGACUGGUUCAGGCAAGGAAGCACACACACAAUGCUUUCAUGAAGAUCUAGAGCUGGGCACAUUGUCUUCUAAUUUCUCUCUCUCCUUCCGCCCUCCUUCUCCUCGUCCACCUGGCUCCACACCAACUCCUUCUCCUCCACUCCCUCCUCCUCCUCCUUCUUCGCUACCUCUGAAACAUGGACUUACUAUGAGACAUGGUGCUCUACUGGGAGCCAGACAUCCAGUUGGUAGACUGAACCAUACUAUGCGACAAUCAGACAAUGAGAGAUCCUCUUUUUCUCCGAGCAUCUUGGAGGCUCUGGAGGGAGUUCACUACAUCGCAGAUCACCUGAGAGCACAAGACGCCGAUUUUAGCGUUAAAGAGGACUGGAAGUAUGUUGCCAUGGUGAUUGAUCGGAUCUUCCUGUGGAUGUUCAUCAUCGUGUGUCUGUUGGGUACCAUUGGCCUGUUCCUUCCCCCGUGGCUGGCUGGCAUGAUCUAGUGUCACUUACAUAAACUUAGAGACGUGAAGUACAGGCGCUGUGGAAAUACUCAGCAUUACAGACAGUGAGUGAGCAUCCCAGGUGGAUGAAUAAUAUGGAAGCUGUGCAAAACUAUUUGAAUGAAGAGCAAGAAAUCCAUCAUGCAGCAGAAUGUCUAUCAGCACUGUGCAAGAUCCCAGACAGCAAAUUUAUCUUUGAAUGUAAAGGCUUGCAAUGAAUACUGAUGAAUAAAAUGUGGCACCUUCGGAAAUGAGUGCGCAAGCAGGGCUUUUAAUUUUGUGUCCAUCUAUUUUUCUCUCUCAAGAAUCAAUGGACUAACUUCUGAUGCAGUGAGAUUUAAAGGAUGUGAUGUACUGACACCAUGGCAGGCCCUUGGAGAACAGCUGUAAAGAAAAAAAUAAUGCUGCAGUGUGCUGUCCUUCGUUUAAAAUCCCACACCAGCCUGGGUCUAAGAGCCAGAUUUGUGAA
Clarias gariepinus (North African catfish) is the source of this 2143-nucleotide messenger RNA. RefSeq names its product cholinergic receptor, nicotinic, alpha 2b (neuronal) (gene chrna2b). The coding region runs from base 1 to 1674 and encodes 557 amino acids. The record is from RefSeq and is a predicted model, not a curated record. The transcript is spliced from 6 exons. NCBI's taxonomy places the organism in Eukaryota, Metazoa, Chordata, Actinopteri, Siluriformes, Clariidae. Gene Ontology annotation, cellular component: neuron projection; synapse; postsynaptic membrane. Gene Ontology annotation, molecular function: acetylcholine-gated monoatomic cation-selective channel activity; transmembrane signaling receptor activity. Gene Ontology annotation, biological process: nervous system process; chemical synaptic transmission; signal transduction.